AUGGCCAGGUCUGCAAAGGUUCUCACGCAGAUGAACGCGGCAGCACUCGCCAUAACAUACGCAUUAGACAGGCUCGAGGUCGAUUAUGGAUUCUACGGAGCAUACGUCCUCACCGUCCUGGGCGGUCUUCGAAGAUUGACCGAGGACGACCGGAUAACCUGUGCUGUCGGGUGCACCAAAGCAUACCUGAUGGCGCAUCUCAAGAAUUUCGCACGAUUCGAUCUCGACCAUGAAUCUGAUGAGCGACCAGAUAUCGCGACAUAUGUCUUUGACAAGAGUCAGCUCCGAGUGGAUUUCUAUCCCAUAUCCAUGACCACAAUCACAACUCAAAGGGUGUGCCUACAAGGUGGAGGGCCAGAGAAAAGAAGCAUCCGAAUCCUGUCGCCAGUGUUCUUGUUCAAAGCCCAGCUUGAACAAGUCUUCCAUCACCUCCACAAUGCAGACCUCGAAGAUCUACGAUUUCUGCAAUCGCUGAAUGCGUGGCAUCUGCGGACGCAAAAGUCGCACUUCAACCGACUUUAUAUGGGAAAGAUUGUGUUCAAGAAACCAGCGAUGCAAGUCUUCUUCAAAGAACUAAACAUCGAUCCCGAGUCUUGUCGAAUGAAAUGGGAGGCACGGAAGCAAGGCGCCAUUCAAAGAGCCGAUGCUAUCAACAGAGUGCAGAAUGGGCUCUUAUAUAACACGCACGAUAAAUGA
Messenger RNA from Dissoconium aciculare CBS 342.82, 696 nucleotides. RefSeq lists its product as uncharacterized. The transcript has 2 exons. The coding region runs from base 1 to 696 and encodes 231 amino acids. NCBI's taxonomy places the organism in Eukaryota, Fungi, Ascomycota, Dothideomycetes, Mycosphaerellales, Dissoconiaceae. The record is from RefSeq and is a predicted model, not a curated record.